AUGGAUAUACGACCUUUAAAGAAACAGAAAGUAUCUACUGAUUAUAAGGAUUCUAUAAAUCGAGAAGUAUUAAAUUUUGAUUUUGAAAAACUAUGUAAUGUAACAUUAUCAAACAGUAAUGUUUAUUGUUGCUUAACUUGUGGGAAAUAUUUUCAAGGUAGAAGUAUAUCAUCACCAGCUUAUAAUCAUACUUUAAAUAAUGAUCAUCAUAUAUUUAUAAAUUUAAAGAAUCAGAAAUUUUAUAUAAUACCUGAGAAUCAAGAAAUUGAACCAAUUCAAGAUAUAAUAGAUUAUUUAGAUCCUAAAUAUACUAAGGAAGAUAUUCUAAAUUUACCUGAAAUAUCUACUGAUCUUCAUAAUAAACAAUAUAAAGUUGGGUAUGUUGGACUCGAUAAUAUCUCAAAUAAUGAUUAUGAAAAUGUUAUAAUUCAAGCAUUGAGUCAUAUACCGAGUAUUCGAGAUUUCUAUUUGAAGUUAAGUUAUCGUGAAAAACUUCAAAAUCAAAUAUCUAAGAAAUCUCCAUUAAAUGAUAGAUUUGGUAUAUUAAUUAGAAAAAUAUGGUCUAAACAUUUAUACAGAAAUCAUAUAUCACCUCAUGAGUUAUUACAAUAUAUAUCAAGUGUUACUAAAGGUACAUUUUCCUUAACUGUUCAGAAUUCACCAAAGAAAUUCCUCAUUUGGUUUUUAAAUCAACUUAAUUCUCAAUUAGUGAAAUAUACAAAAUCUACUGUAAUUAGUGACUCUAUUCAAGGAAAUAUUGAAAUCACAAGUUAUAAAACAGAUGCUGAACCAAUUAUAACUAAACUGAAAUUUUGGGUUAUAACUUUAGACUUACCACCACCCCCAUUAUUUGCAGGUGAAACAAUCGCUGAAGUUGACUUAUCUUCAUUAAUGAAAAAGUAUAAUGGUAUUGAAAAAUCUCAUAUAUCAAAGGAUGAAUUGCGUUCUUAUAAGCUUGUACAUCCAUUUCCACCUUUUCUUAUAGUUCAUAUAGAUAGAGGUGUUGAAAAGGACAAUAUUAAGAAAGGUAAUCCAACUGUAGUACAGUUCCCAGACAUAAUGGAUUUUUCUCCAUAUACUGAUAGUAAAGAAUCACUUAAUUAUAGAUUAUUAAGCAUAAUUAAACAUGAACUGAUUACUGGUAAUGAAAUCGAUGAGAGUGAUAUAAAAAGUGAAUGGGCAAUAAGUAUUAGAAGAAAUGAAGAAUGGAUUACAAUUAAAGAUUCAGAAUUAAAACCAUGUCAACGUGAAUUAUUAUUUUUAGACGAAAAUUAUAUACAAGUAUGGGAACGAUAUUAG
Molecule: messenger RNA, 1299 nt
Organism: Scheffersomyces amazonensis
Lineage: Eukaryota; Fungi; Ascomycota; Pichiomycetes; Serinales; Debaryomycetaceae
Product: mRNA splicing protein
Exons: 1
Coding region: 1-1299 (432 amino acids)
Biological process (GO): protein deubiquitination
Molecular function (GO): cysteine-type deubiquitinase activity; zinc ion binding
Source: RefSeq, a predicted model, not a curated record